This is a messenger RNA of Pteropus alecto (black flying fox), 1983 nucleotides long. It is a transcript of the gene ARMCX3, whose product is annotated as armadillo repeat containing X-linked 3. Gene Ontology annotation, cellular component: mitochondrion. The record is from RefSeq and is a predicted model, not a curated record. Gene Ontology annotation, molecular function: protein binding. The transcript has 4 exons. Lineage: Eukaryota; Metazoa; Chordata; Mammalia; Chiroptera; Pteropodidae. The coding region runs from base 464 to 1603 and encodes 379 amino acids.
UCUCACGUGACCAAGAGCUGACGUGUGCAGAAGUCCUUCUUGUUUAGGUCGUUGUUCCCGUCUGAGUACCAGCUCCUCAUUGCCCUGAGGGCUAGCGAGCCUGCGGCACAGGGAAGGAGGAGGAGAAGGAAACUGUCCUGGAUCCCUGCAGUGGGUCCGAACCUCUCCCAGGUUGCCAGUCUUUUCGUAGUUUGCAGCUCUACACUAGGCAAGUGAAGAGGAAGGAAAUUAACCCGGAUCGGUGAAGGUCGAUUUGAGGGUCUGCUUUUAGCAGGUGGCACCACCUGAAGCGAGGGAGGAAGUUUCCUUGGAUCUGUAGAGGUUCACCUCCAGUAUCAGCUAUUGGGACCUUGAAGUGGCUGAAGACAUCACUCUCCACAGGCCUGCACCCAGAACCAUAGUUCUCCCGUAACCUGAGUGACUAGUCUGUUCCUUGGUCCCUGCUAUUGUCAGGGACGAUUGCAUGGGCUACGCCAGGAAAGUAGGCUGGGUGACUGCGGGACUGGUGAUUGGGGCUGGUGCCUGCUAUUGCAUUUAUAGACUGACUCGGGGAAGAAAACAGAACAAAGAGAAAAUGGCUCAGGGCGUAUCUGGGGAUGUGGAUGAUGUUGGAGGCUGUCCUGGGGCCAGGUACAAUGACUGGUCUGAUGAUGAUGAUGACAACAGUGAGAACAAGGGUAUAGUAUGGUACCCACCUUGGGCCCGGAUUGGGACUGAGGCCGGGACCAGAGCUAGGGCCAGGGCAAGGGCCAGGGCUACCCGUGCUCGCAGAGCUGUUCAGAAACGGGCUUCCCCCAACUCAGAUGAUACUAUUUUGUCCCCUCAAGAGCUGCAAAAAGUUCUUUGCUUGGUUGAGAUGUCUGAAAAACCUUAUAUUCUUGAAGCAGCUUUAAUUGCUCUGGGUAACAACGCUGCUUAUGCAUUUAACAGAGAUAUUAUUCGUGAUCUGGGUGGUCUCCCAAUUGUUGCAAAGAUUCUCAAUACUCGAGAUCCCAUCGUUAAGGAAAAGGCUUUAAUUGUCCUGAAUAACCUGAGUGUGAAUGCUGAAAAUCAACGCAGGCUUAAGAUAUACAUGAAUCAAGUGUGUGAUGAUACGAUUACUUCUCGCUUGAACUCAUCUGUGCAGCUGGCUGGACUCAGAUUGCUUACGAAUAUGACUGUUACUAAUGAGUAUCAGCACAUGCUUGCUAAUUCCAUUUCAGACUUUUUUCGUUUAUUUUCAGCGGGAAAUGAGGAAACCAAAUUUCAAGUUUUGAAACUCCUUUUGAAUUUGGCUGAAAAUCCAGCCAUGACUAGAGAACUGCUCAGGGCCCAAGUACCAUCUUCACUAGGUUCCCUCUUUAAUAGAAAGGAGAACAAAGAAGUUAUUCUGAAACUUUUGGUCAUAUUUGAGAACAUAAAUGACAAUUUUAAGUGGGAAGAAAAUGAAUCUACUCAGAAUCAAUUCAGCGAAGGUUCACUUUUUUUCUUUUUAAAAGAAUUUCAGGUGUGUGCUGAUAAGAUUCUGGGGAUUGAAAGUCACCAUGAUUUUCUGGUGAAAGUAAAAGUUGGAAAAUUCAUGGCCAAACUGGCUGAGUGUAUGUUCCCUAAGAGUCAGGAAUAACCUUUUGAUUUUGUAGGUUAGAAAUAACACACAUUGUAAACUAUUUUUAUUCUCUACCUUGUUUAUAUGGUAAAGGGAUCCUUUCAGCUGCCAGUUUCGAGUAAUGAAUAUCAUAUUGUAUCAUCAACGCUGAUAUUUAUCUGAAUUGGUCUUCAGGCCUAAGCUGGAUGAAUGAAUAUCACUACCUGUUCUGAAAGCAUGUUUGUUGCUUUUUAUUUCAUUACCUAGGUUGAAAUAUUUUUACUACUUCUGCAUAAGUGACAGUGAACCAAUUGGUCCCAAGUAAUCUCCCUCCUGUCACUUGCAUUGACUUCAUUUUUGUAUCAUCAAUAAAGUUGUGUGUUAAUGCUGGGAAGAAAAAGAAAGAAAAAAGAAAGAAA